Ceraceosorus bombacis is the source of this 644-nucleotide messenger RNA. Lineage: Eukaryota; Fungi; Basidiomycota; Exobasidiomycetes; Ceraceosorales; Ceraceosoraceae. The record is from the annotation of a GenBank genome assembly.
UUAGAUGAAAUCUCUCAAAAAGGCGGAACCAAGCAGGCCUGAUGCGCUCAUCCGUGAGCCGUGGCCAGCAUGCAUUCUCAGAAUCCCCGGGCCAUCUUUGCGGCACCUUCGUCUCACGUACCUGAGCUCUGGCAAAGACAGAAAAGGGUCUCUGCACAUUCCUGUAAUCAAAGCUUGGCUCGCUGUUCACGCUCGAAUUGUCAUCUCGCGGGGCACGCAAUGUGAUCGACUGACUGUCAAUCCCACCGACCCUCCCUUGGCGUGGUUUCUCCGCGGCCUGACGAGCGUGUUGCCUCUUGGAAUUGAUGAGAAAUUUUGCUCGUGGUUCGCAGCGCUCUGCACAGACACUGCGACUGCCUCACACCCUCGGCCUUCACAAUUUCGUCUGCCGACGUGCCUCGUGACUCUUGAUCUGGAGCACACGUCGAACAAAUCACUCGCAAAAAGUCGUGCGAUUGCGGGUCUUUGGUACUUCCGUUUCGAAAGAUGGCAUGUGAAGCACACGUGGAGCUAGGAGCGUGCAGCGGCCCGUCGCAAGCGCGCAUCCUGAACAAGGCUGGUGGUCCACAUUCAUGCUCUCAAGGCUGCUUUUGACGGCCCUGCAUACAGCACGAUGUGCUUCAGAGGAUGUUUUGUGCCAUUUC